This is a messenger RNA of Maniola jurtina (meadow brown), 1015 nucleotides long. RefSeq names its product cytochrome b-c1 complex subunit Rieske, mitochondrial (gene RFeSP). The transcript is spliced from 4 exons. Lineage: Eukaryota; Metazoa; Arthropoda; Insecta; Lepidoptera; Nymphalidae. Gene Ontology annotation, cellular component: membrane. The record is from RefSeq and is a predicted model, not a curated record. Gene Ontology annotation, biological process: mitochondrial electron transport, ubiquinol to cytochrome c. The coding region runs from base 93 to 905 and encodes 270 amino acids. Gene Ontology annotation, molecular function: quinol-cytochrome-c reductase activity; 2 iron, 2 sulfur cluster binding.
UACCAUACAUUACGUUUUCUUUCAGACGUCAAACGGGCGCAACGCGUAAAAAUAAAAAGCAAUUUUAUUGCGUAAAUUCAGUUCCGAGCAAAAUGAAUUCCGUCGCGCGAGCUGGGCACUUGGCUCCAUACUUUAAAGCUACUUCCCCUGUCGUUGCCAAUGGACUGAAACCCCUCGUAGUGGCUCUGACUCCGGCCGACAAACUGGUGUCCCAGCCCCUUCCCAAGACUUCCACCACACAGGCAUUACAUGGAGCCUUGCCUGUCCAGAACUUGAAGGUCAAACAUGGACCUCGUAUGGUUCAAGUGCGUUUCGCUCACACGGAUAUCGCGUAUCCCGAUUUCUCUGCGUACCGUCGCAAGGAGACGCUGGACCCUACGUCUAAGGCAGCAGAGAAUGUCGAUGGACGCCAAUCAUUCACCUACCUUAUUGCUGGAGCGGGUAGUGUUGCCGGUGCUUAUGCGGCCAAGUCUGUCGUCACACACUUUGUCUCGUCCAUGGCAGCGGCUGCUGAUGUACUUGCGUUAGCCAAAAUUGAAAUCAAGCUGGCUGAGAUUCCUGAAGGAAAGUCUGUUACUUUCAAGUGGCGUGGUAAGCCACUCUUCAUUCGCCACAGAACAGCCAAUGAGAUAGCCACAGAGAAGGCAGUACCAGUCGACCAGCUGCGAGACCCCCAACACGAUGACGUCCGUACCCAAGACCCCAAGUGGUUAGUUGUUAUCGGAGUAUGCACACAUCUGGGCUGUGUACCGGUCGCCAACUCUGGUGACUUCGGAGGCUACUACUGCCCCUGCCACGGAUCCCAUUAUGAUGCUUCUGGAAGAAUCCGCAAAGGCCCGGCCCCACUUAACCUUGAAGUGCCACCAUACUCAUUUCUCGACGACGGUAUCCUAGUUGUAGGUUAAACGAAACGUUAUCUAAUUAUUUAUUAGAAAAUUUAUUUAUCACUAAGAAUAAUAUGUAACAGCAUUAGACAUCAAACCGAUACCAAUAAAUGUGAUUUAAUUAUUAACUA